Colletotrichum truncatum is the source of this 2340-nucleotide messenger RNA. Its product is annotated as 3-isopropylmalate dehydratase. Gene Ontology annotation, cellular component: 3-isopropylmalate dehydratase complex. Gene Ontology annotation, molecular function: 3-isopropylmalate dehydratase activity; 4 iron, 4 sulfur cluster binding. Lineage: Eukaryota; Fungi; Ascomycota; Sordariomycetes; Glomerellales; Glomerellaceae. The record is from RefSeq and is a predicted model, not a curated record. Gene Ontology annotation, biological process: L-leucine biosynthetic process.
AUGCCUGUCGCCGAAGGUACCCCGCAGACUCUCUACGACAAGGUCCUCCAGGCCCACGUCGUUGAUGAGAAGCUCGAUGGCACAGUUCUUCUGUACAUUGACAGACAUCUGGUUCACGAGGUUACCUCUCCUCAAGCCUUCGAGGGUCUGAAGAAUGCCGGCCGUAAAGUGCGCCGUCCGGACUGCACUCUGGCGACAACUGAUCACAAUGUCCCCACUUCGUCGAGAAAAGGCAUGAAGGACAUCGGCUCCUUCAUUGAGGAGGAUGACUCUAGGGUUCAGUGCGUCACUCUGGAGGAGAAUGUCAAGGACUUUGGCCUCACAUACUUUGGCCUUGGCGACAAGCGCCAGGGUAUUGUCCAUGUCAUUGGCCCUGAGCAGGGCUUCACUCUCCCCGGCACAACUGUUGUCUGCGGAGACAGUCACACCUCCACCCACGGCGCCUUCGGUGCCCUGGCUUUCGGUAUCGGUACCAGUGAGGUAGAGCACGUCCUCGCCACCCAGUGCUUGAUUACCAAGAGGAGCAAGAACAUGAGGAUACAGGUCGACGGCGAGUUGGCUCCCGGCGUCAGCUCCAAGGACGUUGUCCUCCACGCCAUCGGCAAGAUCGGAACUGCCGGAGGUACCGGUGCCGUCAUUGAGUUCUGCGGUUCUGUUAUUCGCAGCCUCAGCAUGGAGGCCCGCAUGUCCAUCUGCAACAUGUCUAUUGAGGGUGGCGCAAGAGCCGGCAUGGUCGCCCCCGACGAGAUCACCUUUGAGUACCUCAAGAACCGCCCCCUCGCCCCCAAGUACAAUUCGGACGAGUGGCACCGCGCCACCAAGUACUGGAAGUCCCUCCAGUCCGACCCCGAGGCCAAGUAUGACAUUGACGUCUUCAUUGACGCCAAGGAUAUCAUCCCCACAAUUACCUGGGGUACUAGCCCCGAGGACGUUGUCCCCAUCACCGGCACCGUUCCCGAUCCCGAGACCUUCUCCACCGAGGCCAAGAAGGCUGCCGGUCGCAGAAUGCUGGAGUACAUGGGUCUGACCGCCGGCACUCCCAUGGAAGACAUUGUUGUCGACAAGGUCUUCAUCGGCUCUUGCACUAACUCCCGUAUUGAGGAUCUGCGUGCCGCUGCCCACGUCGUCAAGGGCAAGAAGAUUGCUUCCAACAUCAAGCGCGCCAUGGUCGUUCCUGGCUCCGGUCUGGUCAAGACUCAGGCCGAGGCUGAGGGUCUGGACAAGAUCUUCUCUGACGCUGGUUUCGAGUGGCGUGAGGCUGGUUGCAGUAUGUGCCUGGGCAUGAACCCCGACAUCCUUGCCCCCAAGGAGAGAUGCGCAAGCACUAGCAACAGAAACUUCGAGGGUCGCCAGGGUGCCGGCAGCCGGACGCAUCUCAUGUCCCCCGUCAUGGCUGCUGCGGCUGCCGUUGUCGGCAAGUUGGCUGAUGUCAGGAAACUGUCUCAGUACAAGGCCAGCCCUCACAUUGAGGCUGCCAUCACCCCUCUCGAGCCCCAUGUCGAUGAGCGCAUCGAGGAGAGCGCUGCGGACAAGGACGCUAUCGCUGACAUGCCCGAGGACAACGAGCCUCACACCAACACAACCGCCGCCGCCGCCGCUGGUGCUGGCGGCUCCACCGGCCUCCCCAAGUUCACCAACCUCAAGGGCAUUGCUGCCCCCCUGGAGAUGUCCAACGUUGACACCGACGCCAUCAUUCCCAAGCAGUUCCUCAAGACCAUCAAGCGCACUGGUCUCGGAAAGGCCCUUUUCUACGCCCUGCGCUUCAACGAGGAUGGGUCCGAGAACCCCAAGUUCGUCCUCAACAACGAGCCCUACCGUAGCUCCAAGAUCCUUGUUGUCACUGGCCCCAACUUCGGCUGUGGUAGCUCAAGAGAGCACGCCCCCUGGGCCUUGAACGACUUUGGCAUCAGGUGUAUUCUCGCGCCCUCUUUCGCCGAUAUCUUCUUCAACAACACUUUCAAGAACGGCAUGUUGCCCAUCGUCAUCCCCGACCAGGCGAAGCUUGAGAGGAUUGCCGACGAGGCGCGCGCUGGCAAGGAGGUUGAGAUUGACCUUCCCAACCAGCUCAUCAAGGAUGCUGCCGGCAACACCCUCGCCAGCUUCGAUGUCGAGGAGUUCCGCAAGCACUGCCUUAUCAACGGUCUCGACGACAUUGGCCUGACCAUGCAGCUCAACGACAAGAUCACUGAGUACGAGAACCGCAUGUCCAAACUUACUCCUUGGCUCGACGGCACCAGCUACCUCAAGAGGAACCCAAAGACUGGCCAGCUCCUCGCCAAGGCUGUCCCCGUUCCCAAGACGAACCGGGGAGAGACCAAGACGGAGCCUCUCGAGUGGUAA